AUGAGCGUCUCCAAAUCUGAACCGAUCCUUAUCAUAGGAGGCGGUGCCUUUGGCCUCUCAACAGUCGUGCACCUCCUCAGAGCAGGCUACAAGGACAUUACCGUUCUCGACAAAGAUGAAGAGAUUCCCUCUCGAUGGUCUGCUGCAAAUGAUCUCAACAAAAUCGUGCGCGCAGAAUACGAAGAUCCUCUAUACCAAGACCUCACAAAAGCAAUUGAGGCCUGGCAAACUCCCCUGUUCGCUCCGCAUUUCCACCAAGUAGGCUUCCUGCACUGUGUUUCUGGCAAAGCACCAAAAGAAGCGCUUGACACGCUCAAUCGAUUCCGCGCUGCUGCGGAGCGCGACCCUCGCAUGAGAUCUCAUCUUUCGCCACUUGAUAGCCAGGAGGAUAUUGCAGAUGCUGUUUGGCAGUACAAGGACAGCGCGUUUCCUGGGUGGAAUGGGUACUUUAAUAGGUUCGAUGGUUAUGCGCACUCUGGCAACGCGUUGAAGUCCAUUUUUCUGGCGACGCGGGCCCAAGGUGUGAAGUAUAUCCUUGGUGCAGCAGGCGCUGUAUCUGAGAUCGUUUACGAGAAGACGUCGUCUGUUCGCAAGGCAAAGGGCGUCAAAACCACUGGCGGGCUGUUUUACUCCUCUAAUCUGGUCAUCGUCUCUGUCGGUGCGGCUGGUGCCAAGCUUGUCCCAGAGAUUGGCAAACAACUCGUCGCAAAGUCAUGGUCUGUGGCUCACUUACAUCUGACCGACGACGAAACAUCUGCUCUUCGUGGUAUUCCAGUGACAUACGCACGCGAUCUCGGUUUCUUCUUCGAGCCCGAUCCCAAGACGAAUCUCCUCAAACUAUGUCCCAUGGGCGGUGGCUUCAUCAACACUGAUCCCAAGACCGGAAUUUCACAUGCACCUACAGAUUUGAAGCAGAGUGCCUUCCUACCCGAGGGUGAUGAGAAGCAGCUCCGUGAGCUUGUGCGACAGACCCUCCCUCAGUUCGCUGACAGGCCGUUCGUAAAAAAGACCCUGUGCUGGUUCGCUGAUACAGCCGACUCGGACUUUAUCAUCGACUACGUGCCCAACACGUCUUCAUCGGUGCUAUUCUUGUCUGGAGAUAGUGGUCAUGGGUUCAAGUUCUUCCCUAUCUUUGGCGGGUUUGUGAAGGAUCUGUUGCAGUCAGAGAAGGGAGAGCAACCUGAGGCGAGAUGGAGAUGGAAAAACCCCAAGAUAGAUGAGGUAAAGGGUGAUUGGGGCGGUGCUGUGAGCUGGAGACUUGGCAACUCGACUGAGCUUGUGGAUAUACAGCCUGUUGGCCAGACCAAGCUCUAG
Fusarium fujikuroi IMI 58289 is the source of this 1314-nucleotide messenger RNA. RefSeq names its product related to fructosyl amino acid oxidase. Gene Ontology annotation, molecular function: flavin adenine dinucleotide binding; saccharopine oxidase activity; sarcosine oxidase activity. The record is from RefSeq and is a predicted model, not a curated record. The transcript has 2 exons. Lineage: Eukaryota; Fungi; Ascomycota; Sordariomycetes; Hypocreales; Nectriaceae. Bases 1 to 1314 code for a protein of 437 amino acids.